UCUUUUGUUAAGACAGUAAGAAAUUCAUACCAUGAAUAAAUUACAUAAAUAAGAUAUUAAAUAAGUUCAUAGUUAAAAAUUAGUUUGAAGAAAUCCAGGGUAAAAACCGUUAUAACAGUUUGUGGUUUACAUUUAAUCCGAGUGAGACAUCUCUUCUCUGUUAAAUGUGUUUGUUAUUUAUGUGAGGUAGUGAGUGCUCUCACUUUGACAAAAUCUUUGACGUAUUUUUUCUCUGGGAUAACUUGCUCAUGAAACUGCUCGUGUUGGAUUGUAGAUUUGUUCUUCGCGCUUCUGCUUUGGGAAACAUUCGUCUUUUUACAAGAUAAAUUAAGAAAUAUUCAACCGGAUUGGUGAAUAAAGGUUCUUCCGAGAACACAAGAAAAGAAAGCCUUGUGUGGGGAACUUUUUUCUUUAAUUGUUCGCUGGCUGUCUAGCAGCACAUAGGCACGUGGUGUGAGGACAGCACAGUAAAAAGACGACUACUCAGCGGGCUAAAGCAUACAGAGCAACAUCCAUCAACAUGAGUCUUCGGUCAGGAAGAAAUUAUCUGAAAGACUACGCUGCUGAACAGCAACAGGAAGCUACCGGUGAUGAUCAACAGCCAGAAGAUGCCACUCAAGAAGCUACGACGCAGCAACCGUCUCAACCAUUGGACACCAUGUCGCAGGUCUCCGGAGCACCCACGAGAAGGUCUCAACGGACAUCCUCAUCUUCAACGGGUUCCUCUGCAGCAAGGGCCUACGCCAAAGCUCAAGCAGCGAGAGCUCAACUGGUUUAUGCCAAAAAGGAAGCCAGCAUGAUGAAACAAAAAGCCGAAUUGGAUGCACAUCUGCAUAUCCUUCAGUGCGAAAAAGCAAUAGCGGCAGCCGAAGCAGAGGCCACGGCUUAUGAAGAAACAGAGAAUGAAAGCGGGGAGCUUCACAAAGAACUUUGUGUGGAUGCUGAACCCUUUAGCAAUGUGCAGCGUACCAGUGAGUAUGUUAAACAACAAUGUGACUUAUUCUUUCCAGAUAACCAGCACAAGGCAGUACCCCCUCCUGACAGAAAUGUCGCUGCAAUAUGUAUGCGAGACAUUGCACAGGUAACCAAUCCUGUUACAACCAACACUCAAACCAACCCACCAUCAGGAAACAGGCUAGUUAAGCAGGAGCCAUUAGUAAAUACAUGUGGCACAAACAAUGCUCAGGAUUUUGCAAACUACCUCAUCCGCAAAGAGCUAGUAAGCACAGGGCUCAUGCAUUUCGACGACAAACCCGAAAACUAUUGGGCAUGGAAAACCUCGUUUAUGGAUGCGACCAAAGAGCUAAAUCUGUCGCCCAGGGAGGAAUUAGACUUGUUAGCGAAGUAUUUGGGUCCAAAAUCAUCCGAACAGGCUAAACGCAUUCGCGCUGUACACAUCCUUAAUCCAGCUGCAGGUUCUUUGAUGGUCUGGCAGCGCCUUGAAGAGUGCUACGGCUCACCUGAGGUUAUUGAGGACGCACUCUUAAAAAAGGUGGAGGACUUCCCAAAACUAACAAAUAAAGACAAUGUUAAACUACAAGAGCUUAGCGACAUCUUAAUGGAGCUACAGUGUGCUAAGCAAGAUGGCGCUUUACCAGGACUAGCAUACCUGGACACAGCUCGAGGAGUCAGACAAAUAGUUGAGAAACUACCCUUUAACUUACAAGAAAAAUGGACAUCUGUAGGAACGCAGUACAAAGAGACCCAUAGAGUGUCGUUUCCCCCUUUCUCAGUUUUUACUCAGUUUGUUCAGCAUCAGGCGAAAAUGAGAAACGAUCCCAGCUUUAUGUCUAGUCCAAACAGCCACGUUCCAUCUCAUGCAGAAAAACUGAGACCAUAUAGCCGCAAAACUACUGUGUCAGCUCAUAAAACUGAUAUCACAGCAGAGCCUAAUCAAAGUAGUCUAAAACCAUUGGAGGAACCGGAUCGACAGUGUCCGAUCCACAAAAAACCACACCCACUUAAAAAGUGUAAACUUUUCAGAGAAAAACCUAUUGGGGAAAGGCAGGCAUAUCUGAAAGAGCACCACAUCUGCUACAGGUGCUGUGGGUCAGUCAGACAUAUUGCAAAAGACUGCAAAGCAACAGUUAGGUGCACAGAGUGCGACAGCUCGAAACACUUAUCUGCAAUGCACCCAAGUUCUCCUCCCGCUCCAGAGAGCGCUGCACGGGAGAAUUUUGUACAUGAAGAGCAAAAUGAAAAUAUGUUUAGUUAA
Molecule: messenger RNA, 2215 nt
Organism: Fundulus heteroclitus (mummichog)
Lineage: Eukaryota; Metazoa; Chordata; Actinopteri; Cyprinodontiformes; Fundulidae
Exons: 3
Coding region: 521-2215 (564 amino acids)
Source: RefSeq, a predicted model, not a curated record